Molecule: messenger RNA, 1185 nt
Organism: Funneliformis geosporum
Lineage: Eukaryota; Fungi; Glomeromycota; Glomeromycetes; Glomerales; Glomeraceae
Source: the annotation of a GenBank genome assembly
AUGCCCGUACCCACCACUACCAUUAGAAAAACAUCAAGAAUACAGAAAUAUUAUGAGGAACUUGCAAAAGUGGAUAUUAAUAAUAAUAAUGCUCAAGAUGAAGAUUUAAAUUUUAAGGUUCGAAAAUCAAAAAAAUCACGGGAUGAGCAGACCAAAACUAGCAAGUCACAUCGAAGAAGCGAUUCAACAAAACCACACAAGAGAAAAUCGAGGAGAAAAUCCUCACGGAACGGUGAACUUUUUUGGCUACCGAACAAAUAUAUCAACAUUUUUAUCAUUAUUUUCAUUAUAACAAUUACAAUUUUGAAUUAUAAAAAAGAAUUAUCAAAGGAAAAUUUUCAACUUUAUCAGAAUGAAUUCGUGGAUACUGAUUCAUAUAUUACUUUGGAACAAAAUAUUGUAAAUAAUCAUGGGGAGUUCCUAAAACAUUAUCAAAUGGUGCAUCAAUCAUAUUUAUCAAUUUAUUCAAAAAGUCUCAAAUCUUUUUCAAACAUGGAACACAACAUUAAAAAGAUACUCGAAAAUAAUUAUUACCUCACAAAACCAAUUAUUAUGAAAUCGAACAAUGUAACAUCCACACCUUAUCAGAGCAUAUUUUAUAAAUUACGACAAUUUUGUCAAACAUUAUUCGUCAGGAAACGAUAUAACAAGGAAAAAUUUAAUGGGUUGGAUGAUUUUAUUAUAAUUAAUUCCCUGGAAAUUUUAAUUGAUGAUUUGGUGGACUUACAUAAUGAGAUUGAUGAAGCAUUACAGAAUACAUUAUUACUCAAAAAAUAUAAUGAUUAUAUAUUUUAUGAGGUUAAUCUCAUAAAAUAUGACCUUGAAAAUUUAAUAGGUUAUCAUGAACAACCCUUUGGAAAUUUGUUAUACAUGGUCAGAUAUUUUAAAGCAUUUGAUAAGAAUAAGGAGGCAUUGGAGAGUGAUUUAAAAAAAUACGUUUUAUCAAAAGAAAUAUUAUUGGAUUUGAAUUCACAGCUGGACAAUUUCACGAAAAAUUUUACAGCUGCAAAAGAAUACUAUCAAUCAUAUCAAGGAUAUUUAAAAGGGCUAUGGGAUGAUAUGAAAGUUAUUGAAAAGAAGGAAUUAAAUGAAUGGGAAGUGAAAAGAUUUAAGAAGGUCUUGAAUGGGGUUAGAGCAAAUCAUCAAACAUGUUUAUUUCAAUUAUCAUCAUUUGAUAAAAGUUAA